CUGAGGAAGCAGACUAGAAACAUUUUACUGCAAAGAGGGCUUUCAUCUGUAUCGAAAUGACUCAUCAUUAGAAACUGCCUUAAGUAGUUGAAAGUUUGCUAAUCUCUAAAUAUUAACAGAUCAAAACAUUCAAGGCAGACAUCUGCUUCCUGAAGAAUCUGUUUCUCAAAGUCCUAAAGUAACUAAGUGGAUGCCAUUUUAGAAAUUUGAAAGAGAGGCUUGCAGUGGUGACUUGUAUAUUAAAAAAUGGAGCACAGUGACAUAAGUAAAUGUGGCUCUGAUCAACUAGAAACAAGGAUGAAUUCCAAAGAUUUCCAAAAAAUGCAGAAGGUUUUUAUGUUACCGGACCAGACUGCAUCCAUAGGUAUGAACAGACAAGAGUUUAUUGAUAAAAUGUUUGCAACAGUGGGACGAGGCAACCGAGAUGAAUAUGGUGCACUCUUUGAUAAAAUUGAUGUGAUGCAUGAUGGCUUCGUUGACUGGGAUAAACUGACAUCAUUUAUGCUACUGGAACUUUAUGAGAAAAAUGAGAGAACAAACUCUUCAGUCAUUCCACAGUGGAAAGACAUCAGGUGCCUCCCUUCUGUACAUAAAGAACAUGUUAAAAAAAUUGUCUUUUUGAAACAUUCUAAUCGUUAUUUAACCAUAAGCAAAGAUGGAUUUUUGGCAUCAUGGAGCGAGAAUUUGAAGUUGGAAAAAACCCUGCGAAUUACAACCGACUCAGUCAAGAUUAAAGACCUCUGGGUGACAAGUAUGGUACAUCUUGCAAAUGUGAACAAGAUUGCAGUUCUAUUUACUAGCAAGGAAAUUGGAUUCUAUGACCUAAACUCCAAGCAUGAGUUUUCCUGCCAAUACAGACUACAAGGCUUGGAAAAUACCCCAAUUUGUCUGGAUUAUUGGUAUAACCCAGAUGAUGGCAAUGAAGCUGUGCUUACUUUUGGAGAUGUCUGUGGACAGGUUCAGUCUAUCUGCUUUACUGCAGCUCUGAUUUCACUUUUUGAGAGACCAGCUAAUUCCACAGGAGACCAGGAGUCAACUUUAACAAUUACCUGGCAAGAAUUAUCUUGUGGACUUCACAAAUGCUGCUAUACAACAAAACACAAACUACAUGAUACGUUUUGGGUCAGACAAGUGAAAUACAUUAGCAAUCUGGAAGCUAUUGUAUCAUGUGCCACGAGUGAUGCAAAUACAGUGGUGCUGGGAUGGCAAGGAAAGAAAAAGUCACAUCUCAGAACUUCAUCACUGAACAUCAGUCAAGGAAUCAAUGCCUUUGACUAUCAUUCAGGACUUAACCUUAUUGCUACUGCAGGUGUUGAUCAUAUAGUACGGCUCUGGAAUCCUUAUGUUAUCUCCAAACCUAACGGUAUAUUAAAGGGCCAUAUGGCCAGUGUAAUUGCAGUUCAGUUCAUCAACAACCGGAAACAACUAUUUAGCUUUUCUAAAGAUAAGGUGUUAAGAAUCUGGGACAUUCAUCACCAGUUGUGCAUCCAGCGAAUUUCAGGAAUAUUCCCAAAAAGCCAUGAGUUCCAAACAAUCCUGUACUUUGAUGAAGCUCAUGGAUGCCUUUUUACCACAUUUAAUAAUCAAGUCACUUUACUUGAAAUGAAACAAGAGACAAGCAAGAGAGUAACAAGCCACGAGAAGCCAAUUACUUGUGUCCUGUAUAAUUCAGCCUUCAAGCAGGUAAUCAGUUCAGAUACAGGAUCUACAGUUACAUUCUGGAUGAUUGACACCGGACAGAAGAUUAAACAGUUUACUGGUUGCCAUGGAACAUUUGAGAUCACAGCUAUGGCUUUGGAUGUCAGCGGAACAAGACUGCUCACUGGUAGCACAGAUGGAACAGUGAAGAUAUGGGACUUCAAUGGACAUUGCCAUCACAAAUUAAAUGUAGGGAGAGACCAAGCUGCUGAAAUUUCACAGAUUCUAGUAUUAAAAAGAACAGUUGUAGUUGUUGGCUGGGAAAGGAUAAUCACAGUAUUCCGGAUGAAUACAUUCACCCAGUUCUUUGUGCAGCCAUCUGAAUGGAAAGGAGGAGUGCAGCACCAGGAUGAUAUCCUCUCUGCAGCUUUUCUAGCCCCACAAACUUUGGUUACAGGAAGUUAUGAUGGAGAUAUAGUCAUCUGGAAUAACAAUACUGAAAAUGCAUCACGAAAAAUACACUCGGAUCCAAGCAGAGCUCUCAAGUCCAAGUCAGACAGUCAUUUAGUCUGUGGUCAUGGUUCCAUGAGAAGAGGUUAUUCUUCCAAAUCUGGAAGAAACACAGCAUCUUCAAGCAAUGUGACAAAUACUGAAAAUGAAGGACAUUAUAUAAUUACAAGGCUGAUCUUCCUGGAGAAUAGAAAAAACAUGCCUUCCAAUGGAGGUGCAAAUCUUGUUUCUUGUGGAGGAGCUGGUUUUGUGAGAUUCUGGAAUGUUUUUAAGAACCACCUGCAGUCGGAAUUUGUAGCUCACAAUGAGGCCGGAACAAUAGUAAUGGCUGUCGAUGAAGCAAAUCACUACCUUAUCACAGGAGAUUUAGAUGGCUGGAUAAAUGUAUGGUAUAUAGAGGAUUACUGUCUUGAUUACAGUGACAAUGUGCUUAAGCAGCCUCCUGCUUUAGUAGUAUCUUUUCAGCCUCAUGAUGACAGCAUUUCUUAUCUUGAAACUUGUGUACAAAAUGGGCGGUUACUCAUUCUUUCUGCUUCUGCAGACUGCAGCCUUAUGGUCAGUGAUAUUUAUGGAAUACCCAUUGGAAUAUUUGGACAGGAGGAGCACUGGCAUAUUGAAGAUGUUUCAAUACUUCCAACAGAGCAUACAAACAUGCAAAAUGAAGAUAAAGGGCAGCCACUCAAAGAAGAAGAUGAAGAAGAGAAAGUAUCUACAUUACCUAGAAAAUCCCUGCUACCAUUGAUCAUACCACAACUUUUCCAUGACACUAAGGAUGAAGAAAAUUCCUUUAACAUAGUUAAUCCAUGGGAAAAUACAAUUCUAGGGAAGACAGUUAAAGAAAACAGAAGUCAAAGAAGUAAACCAUACAAACCAUUUGAUUUUGAACCAAAAGAUAACCAAAUAGGUACAUUCAGCUCACUGGACAUCGAACAAUUACAAGAUGUCUCAGAAAUGAUGAAACCAGAUUUUUUCAUAAACCCACAUAAAUACUUCGGUGAAAAAUCUGAUGAGGUUGAUUCUGGAUGCCUAGAACUUCCAUCAUUCACAGAAACGCUAAAGGCCACUUUUGAUGAAAAGAGCCUCUUUCCAAAAGACAUUCUGGAUCGUGAACAAAAGUCAAGGCAAUUAUUUGAACACCUAUUCAGUGAAGGAAAGGGGAAGGCCCACCGAAAACAAGUGAAAGUUCGGGAAAGGUUACCUCAUAUAAAUUCAUUAAUAUCACAAAAACAAGGGAGUCAGCUAAGUAUUGCUGGAGUAACUUCAGAAAUCCUAAAACAGAAUAUCAAGCAGGGAUUGCUUCGGAAACCAAAGAUGCCUCUUUCCAAGGCAUUGGAGAUGAAAGACUGAUCUGCUGUGGAAACACAUGGUGUAGCAUAAUUUGACUGAUACUUUCUCUUGCCAGGGUAACAGUUUCUUUUGUUUUCACCUGAUGUUACCCUAGAAGGAGAAAAAGGCUUUAUCCUACAAAGAAGCACUGAAUGUAUAUUAAGAUCUGUGGUCUCUAAAUAAAGGCCAUUCAGUGUUUUUCUCAUGUUGUUCACAUCCAUUGUUUUCAUAUGUGACAUGCUCAGUUCCAGAGUUUAUGGCAUAAAAUGUAGAUUGACUCUAAUAUCUAAUAAAAAGCUAUGCAUCAAAAUUAGAGGAAUAAUCAAACACAUGAUGCAGAGAGACAAAGCCCUGAGUGAGAACCAGACAACCUGUAAUUGAUUACAUGCCCUGGCACUGGAGGAGACAAAGACAUGGGAAAGAGGAGUGAUGAAGCACUGCCUGCUUCCCUCUUCUAAUGGAGGGAAAUAGGGGUACAUUCCUGGGACAUACUGAAGUCAUGAGCUCUGGUGAUGAAACCACAGCCAUGACAAGUGAAGACAAGCACGGAGGGGCAAGUCACCCUAUAGGUGGAGGCCUCUUAUAUCUACAUUGCACAUUCACUCAAGGAUGGAACCCAGCAUUUCUUGAGUCUAGUUAUGAUACACAGCAAAACUUUUGUGGCAAUGUUUGUGAUACUGUGGACAAAAUGUUUUGAUCUCUCCUCCAUCUCCUUCAGCCUUGUGAUAAAACUUUCCCAUCAGUCCAGCGGGGGCUUUCUAGUGGGUCUCUAGUGAGGGAAGGUUAAGCCAGACAAGCAGUACAGAGACUGAGGAGGGACAAUGGUCAAUAGAUGAUCCAGCUGCCAGUGGACCCAAAAAAAUAAAGAAAUCAUUUUUCAGUAUUUUGUCAAAACAUAUUUUUAUUAUUGUCAUCAUGGUAAAUCUGUAAAUAACACUUUUCUUUGAAUGCUUAGAACAAAUACGGAGAUUAAUAACCAUAAAGAAUUCUUCACCACUGUACGCCUUUUCUAUAUAAAUCUUACAUCUGCUAUUCCACUGGUUUAUAUCCUUAACAAAGUGAAAUAAAUUCUACUGUAGUACCUUAGUCACAACUGAAUACAUUAACAUGUUUUCUGGCUAGCCAACAUGAUCUCUUACAAACUACAUUAGUGAGCUUCAUUGAGUAAUAAAGGCUAUAUGACAGAAGAAGCUGAACUACACUAUUGGAUAAAUCAACAUUUCUGUAAUAUCCCCCAUAAGAGACUGGGCUCUGUUGCACAGAUAACAUCUGUGAAAGUUACCCAUUUAGUGUUUUCUGAUUUAAUAUAUGAUGCCAUUGAAAAUAAUGGCUUAUCUCUGAUCUGCCACAUAUGAUGUUAUCCGAAGUCACAGUUAAUUCUUUUAAUUGUAUUUUAAUAGAUUGUGACCAGAUAUCUCCCAAAGAGCAAGAAGUUUAUGCAAACCUUCAAGUCUAAAUUCCAAACAAUAUGCAUCAAUGUGAGUAAAACAUAUCCUUUUUUUAGUUUUCUUUUAUUAUUAUUUUUGGGACAGCUUACCACUGACUUGAGAUCCUCAACUUUCUAGCUGCAUUUAAAGGCACCCCAUUAUAUUUCUUCAGCAGGUGGGCCUCAUCCCUUGGGUAAGAAGAUUUCACUGGCCAGUCGAACUAUGAAAUUCCCCUGUAACUGGGGAGAGGAGAUGGGAAUAUCAGACUGCAUCCAAGCUAAAGUUUAUGCUUAAGCCCUACCUCCCACUGACAUGCAGGUCUGAUGUCACCUAGGUAGAUGUACCACGGUGCCAUAAGGGAAACACCCCCCCCCAUGUGAUGGUGCACCCAUCGUUCACCCACCCAACUACUGCUGCUGCAAAAGCUUCACUUUCAUGGUCUUGAUUCUGUCAACAGAGCUUGCCACAAUACCUUUUUCUAUAGAUGAGGCAAGUAGGCAAUGCUUCAUCAGUCCUCUUCCUCCUCGGUAGCACUGACAGGUUCCUGAACCAUUAACUGAACGUGAGUCACCUGACCUAUAGUCAAGGCUUUAUCCCUCUAUGCUCAAGAAGCACUCAUCUCUUCAUUUAAGCUACUCUCAUAUCCUCUGAACACAUCAAUAACUGUUUACCCGAUUUAACGUUUUCACUUAUCUUUUCAUGCAAUAUACUGUUUUUUUUUAACUAGCUGAAGACAUCACAUACACAAAGAAAACUCUUCGAGGGUUCCUAAUGCUAUCACUUAAUAUUAUUUUUGUACAUCAGUCUGACCAAUUCAUACCUUUAUUUAAGUUACUUUAAUAGUCUCUGAAUACUUAAGUCAUUGUUGUUCUGUUAUUCCCAGUGACUUAGUUCGCAUGACAUAGUGGUUCUAUUAUAGAUUCCACAUGCCAAAAGAAAACUCCUUAAUCUUGGAUUCAUUAAAACUAUUUAAUAGUUGCACCAGGGCACAUUGCAAAACUAGAACUGACACCAGCAAACAUACUAUUUAACUGCCAGCACAUACAAAUUUAUUUUUGCAGAAGGACAAGCUCCCUGCAAUCCUCAAAUAGAGAUCUGUGUCCAAACCAACAUUUCUCUAAAAACCCUGACUCAGAUUAUUCACACUUUUUGCUUGGGGAAGACGUCUUUACUCCUAAACUUCUGUGAUUUUAACAAAUAGAAGCUGCAUUAGAGACUAAACUGAUUCAACAAAUGAAAUGUAUUGUCUCACGGUGCUAACAAACCAACAUUGAUUUACAACAUGUAUUCCCUUUUUCUAAUAAAUGAACCUUGUUCUACUUCAGUCUGAUUACUGUAUAUCUUAUUUAAAUUGCAAUAAAAGUCACUGAAUGCCUUUGCAGUCUUA
Molecule: messenger RNA, 6288 nt
Organism: Protopterus annectens (West African lungfish)
Lineage: Eukaryota; Metazoa; Chordata; Ceratodontiformes; Protopteridae
Gene: WDR49
Product: WD repeat domain 49
Exons: 20
Coding region: 247-3495 (1082 amino acids)
Molecular function (GO): calcium ion binding; protein binding
Source: RefSeq, a predicted model, not a curated record